UUCCAUUUACUCUCUCUUUUUAGUUUUUGUUUUUGUUGCAAGCAAAAAGCCUUCGUCUCGGCGACGGCGAGUAGCAGAGAAGGGAGAACUCUCUCGCAUCCAUGGUCGCGACCGCGAGCGCGUAGGAGCGACGAAAUCUCAGUGCGGAAUUCGUCGGGUGUUUUCUUCUUCGUCGUCGUCGGGUCAUUCAGAGCAGUUCUCGGGGCAGGUGUUGGUAUCCCCGCCAUGCCGGAAUCGAGUUCAGAUCCUGGCAAUGGUAAAGGCGGCAAGAGGAGCCUCCCUUCCUGGAUGGGCUCCGGGGACGGCGGCGAGGGAAGCAGCCCAGGCAAGAAGAAACACACGGAGGAGAGCCACGAGACGGAUCAGCGAAUGCCGGAUUUCUCCAAACUUUUGGAUGGGGUCGUGUUUGUGCUGUCAGGGUUCGUGAACCCUGAGAGGGGCAGAUUGCGCUCCCAGGCGCUGGACAUGGGAGCUGUGUAUCGGCCUGACUGGUCGCCGGAUUGCACCCUUCUUGUUUGCGCAUUUGCCAGCACCCCCAAGUUUCGACAAGUCCAGUCGGAGAAUGGAACCAUUGUCUCAAAGGAAUGGAUCUCAGAAUCUCACAGCCAAAGAAAACUUGUUGACAUUGAGCCUUACCUUAUGCAUGCUGGAAAGCCAUGGCGACAAAAUAAAGAGCUAGCUGAAUCCAGUCAAGAUCGAAAGAAGCCACAUAAAGAGCAUGAAAAGCAACUUGAGCAGUCUCAUGUCAAGUCACCGCCCGCUGCUAAGGCAGGACAUUCAGACGCUACUAGCAAACAUUUUUCGCCCUCAAAUAUUAAACAAUGGGCACUGGAUGAUUUUGCGAAGACGGUAUCAUGGUUGGAGAGCCAAGAAGAGAAGCCAGAGCCAAACGAAUUAAAGGCAAUAGCUGCUGAAGGGGUAAUCACUUGUCUGCAGGAUGCGAUAGAAACUCUCGAUCAAGGCAAUGAUAUUGAGGGAGUGGCAGAUCAGUGGAGCUUUGUCCCCCAUGUUGUUGAUGAACUGGUGCGUCUGGAUACAAGAAGAAGCGGGCGAUCCUUAUCUAAAAAACAACUCACUGAAUUGGCAAUAAAAUGCAAGAAUAUUUACCAGGCUGAGUUUGCCCACAUGGAUAGUGAUGACAAGAAGGGCAAGGAGCAUCAAAGCAAUUCUCCCAGUGUUAAUCGGCCCGGGAAGAUUACAUCUGGUGAUGCUCAGUACGACAGUGAUGAUACAAUUGAGAUGACGGAGGAAGAGAUCGAUCUUGCUUGCAGACAGUUCUCAGGGAUCAGUAGCUAGGUCAAGAAAAGUUAUUUUCUGAAGAGAACACUCAAUAUUAAAGCACGGUAUGGUCGACAGAGAUUGAAUGCACUUGUUAUGGCUUGGAAGCUUCUAUCAGUUUGAAUGAUACGCUCUUUUCUUGAUUAAAUUUUUGGAUGUUGUA
Molecule: messenger RNA, 1441 nt
Organism: Brachypodium distachyon (stiff brome)
Lineage: Eukaryota; Viridiplantae; Streptophyta; Magnoliopsida; Poales; Poaceae
Product: DNA-repair protein XRCC1
Exons: 8
Coding region: 226-1296 (356 amino acids)
Biological process (GO): base-excision repair; double-strand break repair via nonhomologous end joining; single strand break repair
Molecular function (GO): damaged DNA binding
Source: RefSeq, a predicted model, not a curated record